AUGGCCGCCAUCAACGAAAAGACCACGCUCCAGCAGGACCCCUUGUUCGCCGCCUCGGGUGCGCCCGGCGCCGUCCCCGCCCCCGCUGCUGCUCCGUCAGGCGGCUCGGACUACUACAACGCCUUCACCAGCGUCUUCGACCCCGUCUCCGCCCCCCUUGCCGACACCAUGAACCGCUUCCACACCUGGAAGGAGAACAUGGGCCUCAUCCAGCCCGGCACCGUUGAGAACCUCACCCGCCCGGUGUCCACCACCCUCAUGAACAACUUCUUCUUCGAGGGAAUGCGCGCCGAUCUGUCCAAGAUCGUCUCGCCGAACCCCGCUUUCCAGAUCUCGCAUGCGUUCGCCGUUGGACCCCAGAAGAACAACUACACGUUCGGCGCCCUCUUCGCCAACGACAAGACGUUCCUCCACGGACAGUUUGAGCCCUCGACUGGCGGCGUCAACAUGCGCGCGAACCAGACCUGGUCGGCCACUGACAUCACCAAGAUCCAGGGCCAGCUCUCGUCCGCCCCCGGCCAGACCAUGUUCCAGAUCGAGCACGACCACCUCGGCCCCCACUACUCGCUCAACCUCAAGUCGAUCAACCCCUCCCCGCUCGACUUCACCGGUCUCCACUUUGUCUCCCUCCUCCACUCGUUCACCUCCCGCCUGUCGCUCGGCUUUGAGACGAUCAUCCAGCGCACGUCGCCGGCCGAGACGAUCCCCGCCACCUCGUGGCUGCUCAAGUACACUUCGCAGCCGACCGCCGCCCAGUCUGUUGAGAACCCGAUGACGAUGCCGACCGCUCACGGAGCGACGAGCGGCAUCCCCUUCGUUCCCUCGUGGACGGCGACUGCCCAGCUCCAACCGACCGGCAACGUUCAGGCUACCUACUACCACCGCCUCAGCGACAAGGUCGACGUCGCCCUCGACUUCCAGACCAUGUUCCAGCCCGCCUCCUUCAUGGGCCCCGCCAAGCGCGACGCCCUCUGCACCCUCGGCGCCAAGUACGAGUUCCGCAUGGCCACGCUCCGCACCCAGAUCGACUCGGCGGGCAAGGUCGGCAUGCUCCUCGAGCAGCGCAUUGCCCCCACCUUCUCCUUCCUCAUCGGCGGAGAACUCGACCACGCCAAGAACACGUCCAGGUUCGGCUUCGGCAUCAUGAUCGAGUCCACCACCAUGACCCCCGAGGAGAUGAUGGCCGCGGGCAUGAUCCCCCCUCAGUAA
Molecule: messenger RNA, 1209 nt
Organism: Trichosporon asahii var. asahii CBS 2479
Lineage: Eukaryota; Fungi; Basidiomycota; Tremellomycetes; Trichosporonales; Trichosporonaceae
Product: import receptor subunit tom40
Exons: 2
Coding region: 1-1209 (402 amino acids)
Biological process (GO): protein import into mitochondrial matrix
Cellular component (GO): mitochondrial outer membrane translocase complex; mitochondrial outer membrane
Molecular function (GO): transmembrane protein transporter activity
Source: RefSeq, a predicted model, not a curated record